Arabidopsis thaliana (thale cress) is the source of this 548-nucleotide messenger RNA. Its product is annotated as Plant self-incompatibility protein S1 family. NCBI's taxonomy places the organism in Eukaryota, Viridiplantae, Streptophyta, Magnoliopsida, Brassicales, Brassicaceae. The record is from RefSeq and is marked reviewed. Gene Ontology annotation, cellular component: extracellular region. The transcript has a single exon. The coding region runs from base 24 to 455 and encodes 143 amino acids.
AGAACAAGUAAAUCUAAGAAACAAUGAAUUGUUUUUCGUUUUCUUUUAUUAUUAUUGUGUUAUGUGCAGGAUCGAGUAAUGCGAAGUUCAGAGAAAAAAAUUCUGUAGUUUUUAAAAAUUCUCUUGGUGUGAAAAACGUUCUCAAGAUUCAUUGUACAUCAAAAGACGACGACCUAGGCUACCACUAUUUGAGACCUGGAGUACAAAUCUACGAAUUUCGUUUUCAUGAUAGUGUUUUGAAAACUAAAUUUGAUUGUGAGUUAUGGCAGGGACGUGGUCCUACUUACAAGUUUUAUGCAAAUUUUAGGGCAUAUAAAAGUGGCGGUCUGAUAGCUCACUACGGUAAAAAGAAUAUUUGGGAAGCUAGAGAAGAUGGUAUUUACUUCACACAUGGUAAAGAAAUUCCUAAAUUAGAGUAUAAAUGGAGCCCCAUAGGAAAGCCUCCUAGCCCUUAAGAGAGCAUAAAUUGUGUUAAUCAUGUAUGUCUUAACUAUAAUAAUAUAUCUUAUGUUCUUCAAUGAAUCUAUUGAAUGAAAAUUUAUAAUCGC